GAGAGCAGUUCCUGAUUCUCUACCUUGAUAUCAAAACUUCCGUCGCAUCCACCUCUCUCCACUACCUUCUUCACCACCACCACUACUCAACAAUCAUGUCGGCUUCUCAAGAUAUGCUUUCGUCCAAUGGCGGCGACAUCGUGGACUCUUUGGACCAGCUGAAGAUGGACGAGCGACUUGGCCCCGACGGCGAGCUCGCCCCUAAGACGGACGAAGAAUAUGCCCAGGCUCAGCUGACUUUGCGCGCCAUUGUUUCCUCCAAGGAAGCUGGUGUUAUCAUUGGAAAGGGCGGCAAGAAUGUUGCUGACCUCCGUGACGAAACUGGCGUAAAAGCCGGUGUUAGCAAGGUCGUCCAAGGCGUUCACGACCGUGUCCUCACCAUCACUGGUGGCUGUGAUGCCAUCUCUCGGGCCUACGCCAUCGUUGCCCGGGCUCUUCUCGAGGGCGCACCUGCCGUCGGCAUGGGCGGCGUCAUCCAAAGCAAUGGCACCCACCCUAUCAAACUACUCAUCUCCCACAACCAAAUGGGCACCAUUAUCGGUCGACAAGGUCUCAAGAUUAAGCAUAUCCAGGAUGUUUCCGGCGUUCGCAUGGUUGCGCAAAAGGAAAUGCUGCCUCAGUCAACUGAGCGUAUUGUCGAGGUUCAGGGCACCCCCGAAGGCAUCCAGCGAGCCAUCUGGGAGAUUUCCAAGUGCUUGGUCGAUGAUUGGCAGCGGGGUACCGGCACUGUGCUUUACAACCCUGUCGUCCGAACCCAACCCUCCGGCUCUGGAAGCCUGGGUGGCACUGGCUAUGGCAACGGCGGCGGUCGGGGUGACUACGGAAGCCCUCGCGUGAUGCGCACCGGAAAUGGGGCCGACUUUAGCAACGGAGGCUCAAGACCGUUUAGCCGUCGCUCAGAUUCCGAUGCUGCGAAUCGUGGCCCUCCAACCCACGACGAGAAUGGCGAGGAAAUCCAGACUCAGAACAUCAGCAUCCCCGCCGACAUGGUUGGAUGCAUCAUUGGCCGUGGCGGCAGCAAGAUUAGCGACAUUCGCAAGACUUCCGGAGCUCGCAUUUCUAUUGCCAAGGCCCCUCAUGACGAGACUGGUGAGCGCAUGUUCACCAUUAUGGGCACUGCCAAGGCCAAUGAGUCUGCACUUUUCUUGCUCUACGAGAACCUGGAGGCUGAAAAGAUGCGUCGCAGUCAGAUGCAAGACCAAGAGUAAAUCAAGGACUCUCUAAUAAUGAGCACACUGGCUGUUGCUUCAUGUUUCUCGUACCACUUGUGAAUGAGCUGUAUUUGGGCUGGAUUUGGCGGAUUUCAGGGCGUCCAGAUCUGGUUUGCCGCAAGGCUCCUCUUUCCCCCGCUGGAACAGGGACAGGAUUUUUGAUGAUUAUGGUCCAUCACCAAAAGCAUUC
Trichoderma harzianum CBS 226.95 is the source of this 1401-nucleotide messenger RNA. RefSeq lists its product as hypothetical. Gene Ontology annotation, molecular function: mRNA 3'-UTR AU-rich region binding. Lineage: Eukaryota; Fungi; Ascomycota; Sordariomycetes; Hypocreales; Hypocreaceae. The transcript is spliced from 3 exons. The record is from RefSeq and is a predicted model, not a curated record. The coding region runs from base 96 to 1208 and encodes 370 amino acids. Gene Ontology annotation, biological process: 3'-UTR-mediated mRNA stabilization. Gene Ontology annotation, cellular component: nucleus; cytoplasm.